AAUCCUCAAGGACAACAAGCUGCGGGCAGUGAAGAGCCAUUCCCUGGAAGGGCUGUACCUGCUGAAGCACCUGGAUUUGUCUGGCAAUGCCAUCAAGUCCAUUGAGGAACGUGCCUUUGAGCCACUGCCUUUUCUGGAACAUCUAAACCUGUCUGGGAAUCAGCUCACCCAGAUCCCCAGUGGCGCUUUCGAGGCCUGGCAUGGGAUGCAGUUUCUGCAGGAGCUGAUCCUGAGCCAGAACCCCCUGGCUGUGAUUGCUGACAUAGCAUUCUUCAAGCUGCCUUCAGUCAACUAUCUGGACCUGAGUGCAACGCAAGUGUCUGCAGAGACGCUGCUCCUGUUCCUGCAGACAACAUCCCACCUGGAGACACUCAAAGUGCCCCGUGCCGUGUCCUGCUGCCUCUGCAAGGAGCGUGGCGCCAUCGAGACCCCGUGCAGGACCAUCCAGUUCCUCUGUGAGAACCUGUGCAGCACCAGCACUGCCCAGUGUGGUUCUCUGGGCCAGACACAGGCAGAACUAAUGGCAGCAGCCCAGUCUGGACAGCUCAGAAGCAGCUCGGUGUUGUACCUCACAGCCAAGGAGGUUUCCCCAGCACAACACGGAUCAGUAACAUUUGCAGUGUCUGGGGAGCAGGACAGCACCGACGGGGAUCUCAGCAGCCAGGGAGAUCCCCAAUCAGACUGGCAUUCCUCUGCACACCUCUCCAGCCAGGACAGCAAAGCCAUCAAUGAGCUGCUGGUGAUGCUGCAGGACGCUCAGAAGAUGGGCGGGACCGGAGCCCUGAGGAGCAACCCGUCUGUCUUGGAAGAGCGACUGGUGCCUGAGCUCCAGAGCCAGCAGCCUGAUGCUCAAAGACCCCUGGCCGUGGCAAAGGCCAUCCCACAGCAGCCACCGCCCGCCAGGCACAACGUGCAGAAGUUCCCAGUAGUGGAGGAAAAGAAAACCCCAGGCUGGGAGCAAAAGCAGCUCGAAUCAGGCUUGAACUGGCCAGUCUUAAACCUCUGGGAUGUAGAUGGUGGCUCAAACCACCCAGAGGAAAUGCAGCUCGAGUCAGGCUUGAACUUGCCCAUCUUAAACCUCUGGGAUAUAGCUGGUGGCUCAAACAGCCCCGAUAACAGCACUGCCUUCAGGCAUCAGGGGGCAAAGGAGGCAGCAGGUCCCCGAAGGAGCUCUGUCCGCGUGUACCAGCGCAGGCAGAGGGACACCAGCUCUCAGCUGCGACACAACCCCCUUUUCUACCAGGGGCCUGGCAAUGUGAGGGGCGAGGAAGAGCCCAGGCCAAGAGAAAGCCAAGGUCUGGACAGAGAGCCGGAGAAUUUCUUUGACCUGUGGCUCAAGAGCCACCCUGAGGAGAGCGCUGAAGAAGAGCGCUCCUCUCUGGGGCAGUACUGGAAACCAGCAGAGCCAAGGGCCAGGCUUCCCCAGGAGGCAGGAGGCUCCCACAGCCCAGGCCGUGCUCCAGCUCCAGCAGAGCUGGCAGAGGCCAGGGCUGAGCAUCACCUGCACUGGCGGGCACCAAAUGAGGCCCUGCAGACGUUCAUCGCCCGCAUGACAGGAGCCCUGAGCGCGGAGUGCAGCCGGCCCGGCCUGCAGCUGCCCUGUGCAAGGAUGCUCUCCAAGACUGGGCUGCUGGCAAAGAGGCUCAACCUGAGGCAGGAGUCUCUCACACAGCAGUGUCUGCCCCCAGCCUUGCAGACGGGCAAGGAGCCUGCAGGAAAGAAUGCAGGGCUCAACCACCCCCGAGUCACCGGAAUAUUGGUGUUUGUCUUCAUCAUGAUCUUUUCCAUCGUCUUCGUGCUCAUCUUGAUGGUGUUAUAUCUAAUGCAGCACGCCGGUGAAUUCCGGUGGUUUGAGGCGCAGACCAUACUCCUCAUGGAGGAGGACGCUCGGGUGCUCCGGAUCCACAACUGGCACAGGAAGACAGAGGAAUAUCUGGCAGCUGCGGCGGCGAAGGAGAACAACCCAGGGCAGCAGGACAAGUGA
This is a messenger RNA of Empidonax traillii (willow flycatcher), 1984 nucleotides long. RefSeq lists its product as uncharacterized. The record is from RefSeq and is a predicted model, not a curated record. The annotation marks the transcript as partial. The transcript is spliced from 10 exons. Gene Ontology annotation, molecular function: protein binding. Lineage: Eukaryota; Metazoa; Chordata; Aves; Passeriformes; Tyrannidae.